UUAGAUCGCGAAAUGUUGGGCAUUUUCAUCAAGUCAGAAGAGGAUACUUCUUCGAAAUAUUUUUCAAAAACCUCACUUCUCGUUUUUGAAAGAGAGUUUUUCAACUUUUCAAUCAAUUUCAAGCAAUCACCGGCUGUCGUGCCUGGACGCUGUAAGCUACGUGCCAUUGGCUCACAUACCUCAAAUAUAUCCCCAGCGAUUUUAAUGCCGAACAAAAUGGAAGCUUUGCCAGAUUGUUUUUCAGCAACACCAGUUUCAACUGUUCUUUUAUCCCAAGUCAUUCCUUGAUAUUUAAAAAAUAUUGUUUUGUAACUUUAUACUUGCAUUCAUAGCUGGAAUUUAUCAUGUCAGCAACAAGAAAUCUGAGAGACUCAUCUAAAACAGAAAAAAACAUUUCUAAAGACGUAGAAUGGUUUUGGGGUCAAGAUAUUACUCUUUCUCUGCUGCCAUAUUUUGAUGUCAAACUUUGACUAAUAAUGCUAAAUCCCCUUCAUACAAUUUCCAUAGCCUUUUAAGUCAUUUGUUGACGAUUUAGAAUAAUGUAGGCGAAGAAAUUCUAAGAGAAGUUCUUCAGUAAACAUAAGACAGCUGCAUAUCAUUUCAACCACUUUGCACACACCUACACACUUCCUCUGAGCAUCAUCUGUCCCACUGUGGUCGAGCGAACUACUGGUAUAGCAGCAGAAGACCCAUCAGAAUCACAACAUGCAGCCUUAAAUGAAGUCAGAAUAAUGGGAAUCGUUUUUACAUUUUGAAUAGAACUUUGUGAUUUACUGGAACAUCGCUUUGAAAGUAAAUCUAUAUACGGUCGAAUUUAUUUCCAUUUACUUUUCCUCAAUGACCUCAUGACACAGUAAAUAUAUAACAACAACCAAAGCAACUGCACCAAAUUCUCACCCACAUAUUCAACAGGGUAGCAACAAAGGAGACAAAUGAAAAAAAAACAAAACAAUAAAUAAACAGAUGCACACUUUAUAAAAUAGUUGAACAGAUAAAUGAAAAGAAAUUAAAGACAAUUCAUCUCUAAGAAUAUUUGAUACAGAAAUUCCUUAUUCUUUGGAAAAAACCUUUAAAAAGGAAAACUCACCAUUUCUCCAGACUAACCAAUUCUUUCCAUCUCCUGCCAUGCUGCUUCUUCCAUAUUGGAGUAUUUUCCUCAUUAUUUCCCCCCAUUUCAUUGUUGCCCAGGCCACAAUGUGGAAUGUAACACUAUACUUUCAUAGAAAACACAGUUCUGUUCGCAUUUCUUUGGACAAGGUUAAAUAUGUAAACGUAACAAGUGAGAAGGAACAAGAGUGUUUCAACACUGAAUUUGAAUUAGACGACGCAACAAGGCCAAGUUUUGUAAAAGUUGUCUUAGACAAUGUAGCACAUCGAGAAACUGCAGUAUUUACUGUCAGUGAAAUCACUAAGGCAAUUGUCCAAAAUCAUGAUCUUCAAGAAAUGUAUUUUGGCACAUGUGGAAUGACUUUUUGUAAUGAGACAAUGACCGCAUUGAAGAAAUUGGAACGCUGGACUUUUGAAAUUACACGUAACGACAUAAAUGACGAUCCUAAAAGUUCUUUUUAUGCUUUCUAUGCUGAGUUCAUCAGUAUAACAUUUAGCAAAAAUUCUAGGACAUUAAAUACAUCAUUCUUUCUUCCAACGGAAGAGAACAGAAUGCCAGAUAUACUUUUUAGCACUGAAGGAAAAUUUGGGUUGUAUAAAAAGGUAAAACUACAGAAUAUGGAAAAUUACGAAAUAUAUUCCUGUAUUUUUAUUUUUUAUCCAAAUAAUCCUGAAUUUCCUCAUCACAAAUGUUUGUUGACAAAUGAUUCCUCAUGGAAAAUAGAAAUGACCUAUGAAUCCAGACUAAUAAAGCAUUUAAAAGAUAUAGUUAUAAAUCUUAGAGUGACUGGCAGUGAAAAGAACUCUUCAGUAAUUCUAUCAUUGGAUGAGUUGGCUUAUCUCUCCGCAUGCGGCGGUUUUAUCAAUAUUCCAAACGAAAGCGUCACUGAGAUCGAAUUAGAUUUCAAUAACAAUAACAAACCUUUUGACAUAACCAAAGUUGUCAUGACAAAGAUGCUUACUGAAGAAGAAUAUGGUUGUGUUGACAUACAUUGGACAAAUUCACGGAAAUAUACUUGUAAAGUUCAAAAAGGCAAGAAUUGGUUGUUGAAAGUUAUUUCUCCUGAAGAACAUGAACGAAUUUUCUCCGUAGAAAUAAUCCAAGACACGUUAUCUUCUUUCAUUUAUCAUUUGACAUGGAAGAAUUUCUGUACAUAUGGAGAUAGCUAUAUCAAGUAUUUUAAUCUAAAAACUUAUGAAGACAAACAAAUCACAAGCAUAAAUCUCCAUUUUGAUAAUACUUCUCCGAGAAUCAAUGAAAUAAGUCUGAUCCGCAAUUACACAGAGUAUAAAUUCAAAAGAAAUGAAGACAGCAGCACUCACAAUUCCUCAGUGAUAAGAUUCUCUCGAAUAACAAAAGAGGAAAUAAAUUUCAAUGAAACAGUUGUCGUCAAUAAAACAGAGGAAAUCAACUCUGAUAAAACAAUUGUCGUCAAUAAAACAGAUAUAAUUAAUUGUAACAAAACAAUUCUCAUCAUGCAAAUAGUUAUUGGCCUCCUUGCAGUCACCAUAUUAAUCUUGUUAGUCCUUCUUAUCAGAUACUUGAUCCUCAGAAGAAACACAAAUAAAAGUUCUAUAUCAGUAUGCCAUGUCACUGCUGAAGAUAAUAAGUGUUGCUCCACGCAAAAUACCAAUUCAAGUUAUAUCCACAAACCAGGACAAGAAUUGUGCUUCCAAAAGCAAAACUCUGAAGAUUAUGAACACAUAGAUUCAAAGCCAUUAAUCACAGCCUCUGCAGAAGAUGGUAGUGUUUCUUAUGUCGUGCAAUAGAUGAAAAAUACACACCUCCUCAGCCUGCUUAUGAACCUAAUAUUGAACAACUCUACAUGCAGUCCAUCAAAUAGAGAUGCAUAUAAAAUUUUCAAUCUUUCACUUCUACUUAUUUCAGUCAUUAGACUGCGGCCAGACUGGGGCACAAACGGGAAGAAUUGCCGUUGAACAAAUUGUUCCCAGGAAGUUUUGGUACAUAUUCCAUCAUUUUCUUCUGCAGAACUGCUAAGUUACAGGGACGUAAACAAACUAAAAUAUACAUACAGGCACACAGACACACACAAAUCCACUCAUAAGCCUAAGGCUAUAAUAAAAUCCCAAGGCUAUAAUAAAAGACACUUGCCAAAGUUGCCACAUAGCAGAACUGAAUCCAGAACCAAGAUUUUGGGAAGUAAGCUUCUUAUUUCUUUAUUGCCCACAAGGAACUAAACAUAGAGGGGACAAACAAGGACAGACAAAGGGAUUAAGUCGAUUACAUCGACCCCAGUGCGUAACUGGUACUUAAUUUAUCGACCCCGAAAGGAUGAAAGGCAAAGUCGACCUCGGCGGAAUUUGAACUCAGAACGUAACGGCAGACGAAAUACCGCUAAGCAUUUCGCCCGGCGUGCUAACCACUCUGCCAGCUCGUCGCCUUUGUUACUUCUUGCCACACAGCCACACUUGUGCCUAUAUAUUUAGCAAAUUGUUCUCUUUUCCUUUUUGUUUGAAUUUCAUAAAUUAUAUUUACUUUCAGUCAGUGAGAUCAUCACCAAGAAAAUUUGAAUAAUAU
Molecule: messenger RNA, 3646 nt
Organism: Octopus bimaculoides (California two-spot octopus)
Lineage: Eukaryota; Metazoa; Mollusca; Cephalopoda; Octopoda; Octopodidae
Source: RefSeq, a predicted model, not a curated record